Molecule: messenger RNA, 1091 nt
Organism: Anopheles aquasalis
Lineage: Eukaryota; Metazoa; Arthropoda; Insecta; Diptera; Culicidae
Product: essential MCU regulator, mitochondrial
Biological process (GO): mitochondrial calcium ion homeostasis; calcium import into the mitochondrion
Cellular component (GO): uniplex complex
Source: RefSeq, a predicted model, not a curated record
UUUUGGGUGUUUUGGAAGCUGCAGCUGAAUCCUUUUAAAUAACUUCCGUGGCCAGGAAACUCGAAACUCUCGAAAAACGAUGGUGUUUGCGCGAGUGUUCCGUAAAGCCGGCAGUUCCGUAAAGCUGGCCACUAGCUUGGCCACCUCGCGGUCCCUAGUGCCGCUGCCGCUGUUGCGCCGCAAGUACACCUACCGCUCCGGCGCCCUGAAACCGAUGCCCGAAAUUACUCCGUUCGGGCUGGUCGGUGUGAUCUGUACGGUCAUUCCGGGGCUGCUGAUUGGGGCUACCAUUAGCAAGAACAUGGCCAACUUCCUGGAGGAGAACGAUCUGUUUGUACCAUCGGAUGAUGACGAUGAUGAUGAUUAAGCACCACCAGCAGCCAGCGGCACAGCGCGACGCAGUCCGCGACGAGAAGCUCCGCAGUGCGAGUGAGGAUGGUAAUCGAUAUUUUUAGAUGUGGACGACUAAUCUUCUCAAAUAAGAUAAUUCUAGAAACGCGUUCUUCUUAACUGCUGGCUUUGCAGCUUCGCGAGAUAGAUGGCAGCAAGCGAGUCACCGAAGCCUUCCUCUUCGAUUCAUGCGGUGAUUUAAUGCGUUUGAGGCCGUUGCCAUGCGAUAUCGUCAACCACAGCACAGCACAGGACACCGACCAACCGACCGAGCACCCCGAGAUGAGACCCUGUGUCCGAAAGUCAAUAGUCACGAGGCCACGAUUACGGUUUUUGCAUUUUGUUAUUAUUGUGCCUUCCUUUUAAAAAAUCUUACACUUCCCGUCUCUCCGCCCCGUCUGUCGCUUCGGUUCUGCCAGCUGUUCUCUCGGGAGGCGGUAUUUUGAUUUCCUUUCGAUUUUUUGUACAUAAUUUCAAAUUAAGUGUCUAGUUGUCGUUUUGUUUUUUUUUAUGAACAUUACAGCCUGCACAAGCGCGAAUAGUGCACAUCCUCUCUAGUUCCCUCUUCACGACGGACCGGCGCGAAUCGAAAGUAACAUCAGCCAGUAACCAUUUUCCUAGUAAGAGUUGUUCGUUGAGUCGUUAAGAUGAAUAAAUAAAUAAAGAAAAAAACGUAAACGCAAAGUCCAAACAGAACGGCA